This is a messenger RNA of Cladocopium goreaui, 1056 nucleotides long. Lineage: Eukaryota; Dinophyceae; Suessiales; Symbiodiniaceae. The record is from the annotation of a GenBank genome assembly.
AUGUCUCUUCCUGGCAGUUUCCAAGCACACCAGAGAUUGCUGACAAAGCUCGGUAGUUCGCUCUACAUCAAAAUCGAUUGGCAGAAUGGAAAAAAAUCCGAUGCCUGGCUGCUGAACAGCCUUUCUCGAGCCGCGACCAAAGAUGGCUGUGGCUCCGAGGCCAAGAUUCUGAAGAUCAAAGAAUUGCCACCGGAGGAAGCAGUACAGAUACUUUGGUGGAGCAAAGUCCUGAUUGAUGACCCUUUGCGCAUCUGCCGAGCCUUCCGCUUUGCCGCAAAAUUCAAGUUUGAGUUGCCAGCUUUCCUGCUUCACAGUCAAGUUGCCCUACUCUCCAGCGGCUCAGCAAACCCGACGACCAGCGUCAACAGUCAUGGCGGAGGAAAAGGAGCAUCCGAUGACGAAACCAAGAGCUGCUCUGCUUCUGAUCGACAUGCAAAAGGCAACGCCUUCAAAGAUACGAGGUUUUUGCCUUUUUCGGAGGCCUUCACAACUGGCAGCUGGGCCUGCCACUUCGGUGGCCCCGAGGAGGUCCGCGACAUCGCCCGCGCCUGUGGGGCAGCUGCCCAGCUGCUCGGCUCGGGGAAGCUGCCGCCGGAGACGCCGGUGCUGUGCACCAAGUGCUACACGGAUGGUUCAGAAGACGAGCCAUACCUGGAGACAUUGGAACCACUCUUGAGAAAGUACCCCUGCAUUCACAAGCCUACCAUGGAUGUGACCUACAAUCCGGCGUUCUUCCAGUGGCUUCGCAAGCAGGCACAGCAAGGAAUUGGUGUUCUGGUGAUUGGUGGCUGCACUACUACCAGUUGCGUCAGGGUCAGUUCCACACGAAUUGCUGGACAGCUGGAGGAGCAAGGCUUGUCAAUGAAGGUGGUUGUGGACCUGAACCUUUGCGGAGCACGCCAGGAGAACUUUGAGCAUACUGCACACUAUGAUCCAGUGCUGGUUGGAAUCUAUGGCCGCGAAUUUUGCGCGGGAAAAUCUGCGGUGGAUUUGGCAAUUGUACAAAUGAAGCGAGCAGGCGUUGAAGUUGUGGCUUCCGCAGGCUGGGAUUGGUGA